CCAUGACUUGGGCAGGUGAUUUCUUCAUGUGUGAAAACACAGUGCAUACACAUUAUCCGUAUCUGCUUACAAAACUUGGAUUUGGGUAUUCUUUUCGCUUUGGUAAUUUUUGGAAACUUUAGCUUGUCAAAGGUCUGGUUCUUUUACAUUUUAUGUACCAAGAUUCUUCUGGGUUUCGUUUUGAUUUGACUUAGAGUAAAGGUUUUGGAAUUUAUUGGUGGCCAUGAAGUGUUUCUACUUCUACUUUGGAAAGAAGAAGGAUGAACUCAAGAGCAAAAAAUCCAUAUCGAUUCACUCAAAUUCCACACUUACAAGUAGUAACACAAGGACAUCUGGGUCUAGUAUAUCAAACACAAGCACAGAGUCAACGGGAAGAAGCCCAUUUCCAUGUUUUACUCAGAGGUCUACCAAUCUCAGAUUAUUCUCACUUUCAGAGCUUAAGACGGCCACAAAGAAUUUUAACCGUGAGGCCAAAAUUGGAGAGGGUGGCUUUGGUUGCGUAUAUAAGUGUGUUGUCAAGAGUUCUGAAGAUCCACAAAGGAAACUUGAUGUUGCUGUAAAGCAAUUGGGAAAAAGAGGAUUGCAGGGGCACAAGGAAUGGGUGACAGAAGUGAAUGUUCUUGGAGUAGUUGAGCAUUCAAACCUUGUCAAACUAGUGGGCUACUGCGCUGAAGAUGAUGAGAGAGGAAUCCAGCGACUUCUGGUUUACGAAUAUAUGCCUAACGGAAGUGUUGAGGACCAUUUAUCAAGUAGGGCGGAGUCACCUCUUCCCUGGGCCAUGAGGCUGAAAAUAGCCCAAGAUGCUGCCCGUGGCUUAACAUACCUACAUGAAGGAAUGGAUUUUCAGAUCAUCUUCAGAGAUUUCAAAUCUUCAAACAUUCUCCUGGAUGGGCAAUGGAAUGCAAAGCUUUCAGACUUUGGAUUGGCUAGGUUGGGCCCUUCCGAAGGACUAACCCAUGUCUCAACAGCGGUUGUGGGAACCAUGGGAUAUGCAGCUCCCGAAUACAUUCGAACUGGACACCUCACAUCAAAAAGUGAUGUAUGGGGUUACGGCGUCUUCAUUUAUGAACUCAUCACUGGUAGACGCCCUCUGGACAAGAACCGCCCCAAGAAUGAGCAGAAGCUUCUAGACUGGAUAAAGCCAUUCACAUCAGACACAAAGAAAUUUCACCAGAUAUUGGACCCUAGGAUCGAAUGGAACAGUUCCCACAAGUCUGCCCAAAAGCUAGCUGCAGUUGCUGACCGGUGCUUGACCAGGCAUCCAAAGCAACGCCCAAAGAUGAGCGAGGUGUUGGAGAUGGUGAACCGGAUUGUUGAUACAUCACAAGAAAUGAGCAGUUCUCAAUUACCAAAAACAAAAGGCUUGAAGCCAACGGUAUCAACCUCAUGGAAAUGAUAGUGGAUAGGUAAGAGUGAGCAAGAGAGUGGUUGUGGAUAUGAAAAUGGUGUAUAGUCAAAUCUUGAAAGGGCACGACGAGUGCACUGCAAUUUCAGCAGAAUCUGUCACCUGGGUUUGGUUGGUAUUUGGAGAAGCUUAUGGAGGUGUGAAGGUAACAGUUCCUGUGGAUUUGUGUAUGGUUCAGAAUGCUAAAAUGUGUGUAAGGCCAAGCUUGAACUGGGUUAGAAAUUUAGGAGGGCGCAAAACAGGGGUUUUGGUUUUCUACAAAUUGGGAAGUUGAGAAUUUUGGUCUUUAGCUAUUAGAACUAGUACAUUUUCAUUUUGAAGUCUUCAUUUGGAUCAUGGAUUUGGGGAUGGAUUUACGGAGAGCCCAUUGAACCCUGUAGCACUCAACAAAGGAGAAUUUACCAUAUCAUAUUCACUUCACUUUUGUUAGCUGUUCUCUAUGUCAAUCCUUCACAAGUCAAUGAUCCAUACAGAGCCUAAAGCUUGCCAGGAGUUUCUGAGUACUCCUUCCACGUUUGAGCUGUAAAUUGCGGAUGGAAAUCGUUUGGGUUGCGGAGAAGCUUCCUGAGAUGCCAACCAGGUGGUUGAAAUGAAACUGCUGAAAUUGGAGUAUUUAUUAUGAUGUGAAUUGGAAUAAAUAUUCUGUUCUCUUUCCAUUCGAGGCAUGUAGAAUAUGGUUAGUACUUCUUUAGUUCAAAAGCAAUAUGUAUUGUUCCCUGCCGAUAAAAAUGAAAGAAAGAAGGUAUCGUUCCCUUCUUCAAAAUAUUCAUUUUAACUUGAAAA
Rhododendron vialii is the source of this 2188-nucleotide messenger RNA. RefSeq names its product serine/threonine-protein kinase PCRK1-like. The transcript has 5 exons. NCBI's taxonomy places the organism in Eukaryota, Viridiplantae, Streptophyta, Magnoliopsida, Ericales, Ericaceae. The coding region runs from base 224 to 1396 and encodes 390 amino acids. Gene Ontology annotation, biological process: protein phosphorylation. The record is from RefSeq and is a predicted model, not a curated record. Gene Ontology annotation, molecular function: ATP binding; protein kinase activity.